Molecule: messenger RNA, 1941 nt
Organism: Solanum dulcamara
Lineage: Eukaryota; Viridiplantae; Streptophyta; Magnoliopsida; Solanales; Solanaceae
Product: protein IQ-DOMAIN 23
Exons: 4
Coding region: 209-1678 (489 amino acids)
Molecular function (GO): protein binding
Source: RefSeq, a predicted model, not a curated record
CCCCAAAAGUAUUAGAGAGUAAGGACGGAAGAGUGGGCGCCAAUGGAGAAGCACAAGGACCCAAUUCUUACCUGUCAAAAGUCGUCGUCUUUACAUUUCUAGGGUCCCAAUUUCCAACCACCUUAUAUACCCACACCCAUACUCCCCUUAAUUCAUUACCACUCUCUCACGAUCCACUAAAUUCGUGCCAAAAAUGAACUGAUGAUACAUGGGUAAAGCCACCAGAUGGUUACGUUCGCUUCUCCGUUCCAAGAAAUCGCCGUCGGAAUCAUCGCCGGCGACGAAAGACGGAAAGAAUAACAAGUGGGGUCUCGGAAAAUCUUCUAAUGGAAGUGGGAGAAGCAUUGUUCGAGGUUCUGGAGCUGAGAUUGCUUAUGGGAAUGAAGACCCACAAGCGAGUCCUUAUGAGGAAGCACUGGACGCGAACAAGCACGCCAUAGCGGUUGCGGCAGCCACUGCCGCGGUAGCAGAGGCGGCACUGGCGGCCGCUCAGGCUGCGGCGGAGGUUGUUAGGCUUACAAGUGGUAAGAGGUCCGGUUGCACCUAUGGGAGUAGUAACACCGAACGCCGCCGUGAAUGGGCUGCCGUUAAAAUUCAGUCAGAAUUUCGAGCUUACUUGGCUAAAAGAGCACUGAGGGCACUAAAGGGACUAGUGAAGCUGCAGGCACUAGUCAGAGGUCGUAUAGUGAGGAAACAAAGUGCAGAUAUGCUCCGACGUAUGCAAGCCAUGGCUCGAAUCCAGGCUCGAGCCUCUGCCAACCGGAAUGUAACUUCAGAUCCUUCUCAUUCCAACAUCAGAGUUUCACGAUUUGAUCAUCCUAGCAUUGCAACUCCGAGAAAAUAUGAUCCACAGCAAUAUUCAUUCAAUUGUAAAUAUCAUGGGCCAAACCUGAAGAAAUCUGGUUCCAAAUUGAAACCGCAUGAGAGCUUUGGUCAGGAUAGGUCACAUGUGGCUUCACAAUGGAUACAUCAGUGGAUGGAGGAAUGUGCGAAAAAUGGCUACAGAGAUAGCUCCCUGAAAAAAGGCGGUGGAGAUCAUGAUGAGAGCACUGACAAGAUACUUGAGAUAGACACAUGGAAACCACGCUUAAACCCCAAACCAAGUGAGAAAAAGUCUCACAAUUCAAAUUAUUCAUCUUGGAACGACAAUGCUCACGGAACAAGAACUAUCAACUCUAUAUCGAAACAUUUGGCAAACCAUAUGAAACCAAAUCCUAGUAUAUCUUCAGGGGAAGUGUCAUCUUUAAGGUCACUGACAUUUUGUCAAGAUACUGAUCAGCCAGCUGCUUGGACUGUUGAGCACAGCCCUGGUGUGCACUCCACAUUGUCCAGACCAGGGAGUAGCAGUAGAAGAGGUCCAUCUCCUUCGAGAAGCGAGUGCUCACGAAGCUUGUUUGGGGACUACCCAGGUCACCCCAACUAUAUGUCUAAUACAGAAUCAUACCUUGCGAAACUUAGGUCGCAUAGCGCACCCAGGCAAAGAGUGCAGUUUGAGAAAAUUGGUUCGACAAAGUAUGUUGAUGGACUGGUGGAUGCAGAUACAAAUUCGGAGAAGAGUUGGAGAUCGCUUGGUAACUUUAGGAACAAAGCAAAACCAGGAUCAGGUCAGUCAGACCGAAUAGGGACACCUGAUCAUCGCAGUGCUGUCCGUUCCAGCUCUCCCUUCGGCACGAGAUAAUAGAGAGAUGCUUCCUUUGACAAUUGCGAAGCAAUUUAGUCAUGCUGUACAAAUUGUAGUAGUGAAAAUCAACCUUGGUCACAAUGUGACCUAAGGUAAGUACUUGUCAAGUUGAUGAGAAGACUUGUGUUUGUAGAGUGAAAAUAACAGGUUGCUUGGAUUGUUUUCUGUUGAGUUAUUAAAUUUUGCUUGUAACAAUGUUAAGUUAUUUAUUAUUGCCUUUGAUGAAAUGUAGUACUACCAUUUUUAAAUGACUUGUAACA